ACCGAGGUGGCAGGAAACGGGUAGGGACCGCUUGUUAGGAAGGGGCCGCCAUGAGCCGACUGCGGGAGGAGGAUGACCCUUAUGUGAUCGAGGAGCCGAGCGAUGAGGAGCCGGCGCAGAGCAGCUCUGAGGAUGAAGUAGAUGUGCUCUUGCAUGGCACCCCUGAUCAAAAGCGCAAACUAAUAAGGGAAUGUCUAACCGGAGAAAGUGAAUCUUCAAGUGAAGAUGAAUUCCAAAAGGAAAUGGAAGCAGAACUGGACUCCACCAUGAAAAAUAUAGAGGGCAAGUGGAAAUCGCAGCUAACAGGCAGUACGUCUAACGCUGGACAGUCUGGAACAGGUUCCCCUGCAAAGUACUAUGAUGAUAUUUAUUUUGACUCUGAUUCAGAGGAUGAAGACAAAGUAGUUGCUCCAGAAACCAGGAAAAAAAGGAAACAUCAGCAACGCCGAAUUCCAACUAAUGAUGAGUUGUUCUAUGACCCAGAAGAAGACAACAGAGACCAGGCGUGGGUGGACAGGAAGAGACGGGGGUAUCAUAGGUUAAGAAGUCUUCACUCACAACAGCCACAAGCCAAACUUCCUGCCAUUCCCAGCAGUGACGCUGUUUUGAAUUGUCCUGCAUGCAUGACCACACUGUGCCUUGACUGCCAGAGGCACGAAUCAUACAGAACUCAGUACAGAGCAAUGUUUGUCAUGAAUUGCACCGUUAUCAAAGAAGAGAUUCUGAAAUACAAAGGUCCAUUGAACAAAAAGACAAAGAGAGGGCACAAGAAAAUUAAACAGAGUAGUGAAUCCAUUGCCAGUCAGGAAAAACAGGAAGAGGAGGAGAUAUAUCAUCCAGUAAAAUGUACUGAAUGUUCAACAGAAGUGGCUGUCUUAGAUAAGGAUGAAGUCUUUCAUUUUUUCAAUGUUCUAGCAAGCCACUGCUAAGAUGCAGCAUUUUGCAUUGGGUUAAGUUUGCAUAAAAAUUCAAAAGCCAAGGACUGUUCUGUUUCAUUUGUAUCGUCUAUUAAUCUGAUUUAAAAAUUGUAUCCUUGCCACACACCCUGUAUCGGUAAAGCAAGUGAACUUUAGUUAUGUAUAUAGUUCAUGUUUUUAGAACAGUUUCUUAUGUAUAUAAAUAUUUUUAUCCUGCUAUUUAGAAUUUAAAUGUUCUGAUCUUGGGGGAAUUUAGACCAUAGUCUGUGGCGUGGCUGCCUGAUAAUGUUGCUAUAAGCAUUACUGUAAGAGUUGAGCUUUAGUUUGUGUAAAUCAGAUAUUGGUAGCACUAAACUCUGUUCAAGACUUGUUUUUUGUUUUCCAUUCUUUAUUCACCCCAAUAUUUUGGAAACCCUGUGUACUUGUUUCUUGCUACAAUUUAAGGUUGGCCAUCUUGUUCUCAUAGCAAGACUGCCUUCUCUCUCUAACAUCAAAAAGCUGAACACCUUCCUAAAAGCGGUAUCCAUAUAUCAAGUAAAAACAAUCACAGAGGUGUUCUUGGUUUAUUACCUAUCAAACUCUUGUCAUUUAAGUCCUUUUCUAUAGGCUGUGUAAAAACUAUAAUUUAAACACCUUUGAAUGUGUUAUAAAAUGCAGAUUAGUUGGUAGAAUUUAUUGCUGAAAUGCUAUUGUAAAAAAAAUAAAUAUUGCAGCUUUCCCUGGAAUAAAUAAUAUGUAGAAGUGA
Podarcis muralis (Common wall lizard) is the source of this 1662-nucleotide messenger RNA. RefSeq names its product E2F associated phosphoprotein (gene EAPP). Gene Ontology annotation, cellular component: nucleus. The record is from RefSeq and is a predicted model, not a curated record. Lineage: Eukaryota; Metazoa; Chordata; Lepidosauria; Squamata; Lacertidae.